Macrosiphum euphorbiae (potato aphid) is the source of this 654-nucleotide messenger RNA. Lineage: Eukaryota; Metazoa; Arthropoda; Insecta; Hemiptera; Aphididae. The record is from the annotation of a GenBank genome assembly.
AUGCCUGUCACAAAGAAUAACAAGAUGAUGCAGCACAUCAACUACAGAGUGCGCGUCAACUUACAAGAUUCCAGAAUGUUCAUUGGCACAUUUAAAGCCUACGACAAAUAUAUGAACUUGAUUUUGGAUGACUGUGAAGAAUAUCGUAGACUGAAAAGUAAAGCCAAAGUACCUACAAUACCCGCAGAACCAAGAGUAGAAAAGCGUGUACUUGGUUUUGUUUUAUUACGUGGACAAAAUAUAGUAUCUAUAACUAUCGAAGGACCCCCUCCACCUGAGGAAGGUCUUCCAAGAGUGCCCCUACCCGGUGGUGGUGGUGGUCCAGGAUCUAGCCGUGCUGCCGGACGAGGGAUGCCUUCUGUCAUACCAUCAGAAGCUACACCUGGCUUACAAGGACCAGUGAGAGGUGUUGGAGGUCCUUCGCCAGCUGCAAUGGCAUCAACUAGAGGUGCUCCCGCUCAACCACCAAUAAGAGGUCCACCAAUGAUGGCUCCUCCACCAGGCAUGAUGGCUGGUAUGCCACCAAUGCCUGGUAUGGGUCGAGGUGGACCACCACCAAUGCCAACCAUGCGCGUUCCUCCACCUAUGAUGAGAGGUAAGUCCUCCAGCUGGUCCAAGAAGAUAUUAGUGUGUAAUAUUGAUGUUAUCUACUGA